This is a messenger RNA of Culicoides brevitarsis, 1534 nucleotides long. Its product is annotated as sorbin and SH3 domain-containing protein 1-like. The record is from RefSeq and is a predicted model, not a curated record. The coding region runs from base 61 to 1326 and encodes 421 amino acids. The transcript is spliced from 7 exons. Lineage: Eukaryota; Metazoa; Arthropoda; Insecta; Diptera; Ceratopogonidae. Gene Ontology annotation, molecular function: protein binding.
CUUCUUUAUUUUUCGUGUGUGUUGCAAUAAAACAACAAAAAUCUGCCAAUUGCUUCCAAUAUGCAACAGCAGAAAGACUCGGAAGGUGCCUUUAUUCCGUAUCCAGUGUGGAUGCCGCCUCAUUCGCCGUCGGCAAAGAAGAAAGAAUUUCAACCGAUUCACUUUAAAGUGCCCUCAAGCAGAAUUCCCGUGACAAAACAACCCGCGAAUGGUGAAGGAAAUUUAUCGAGAAUUCUCGCUGCUGGAACAAACCAACCCCAAUUCACCAUUGAACGACCCGAAACAUCGACAUUAGCGGAAGAAGAUCCCCUUGAGAAGAAAGACAAAUACCUCAAGUUACAGUCAGGAGGCGAUGCUCCAUUUUACGGCUUUCGAACGACAGUGCCUGUAGUUGAAGGAUCCGCCAAAAAGUAUCACAAAAGCAACAUUAACAUCCAUUACGAGACGCCCGUGUUGUUGGAAGAGAAGGAAUUCAUUCCGGAGAAUGUUUUGGCGCACCAACAGGCAAAUCACAUGAUCAAAGUAUACGAAGAAACAAGAAAAAGUAAAGCUCUGAAGGAAAAAGCUGCCAAUGAGAGUAGAAGACACACAGAUAACUUCACUGCGAGUCAAAAAGCGCCAAGUCUCAUGUUGCACAGAUACGACGAUGAUAACAUCAUGAACACGGUUAAUUAUAAAGUAGCAAAAGCUGUUCAUGAUUUCACGGGAUAUAAUAAGAACGAAUUAUCAUUCAAAAAAGGAGAUAUUUUGAUGCUCUACAAAAAAGUCGACCACAAUUGGUAUGAAGGUCAACUCUGUGGAAAACGUGGAUUAGUUCCUUUCAGUUAUGUCGAAGUCUUGUCGAAACCCGCGAAGAAGGAAUACACAAAUAUGUCGAAUGCUGUUGCCAAAUUCAACUUCAAAGCCGAAUCCAAAGUCGAAUUAAACUUAAACAAAGGAGAUAUUGUACAAAUUAUCAGACGAAUAGAUCAGAACUGGUUUGAAGGUCAAAUCGAUGAUCGCAAGGGAAUUUUUCCAUGCAGCUAUGUUUAUGUAUUUAACGAAGACGAACUCGAAUCCAACAACGUCGAUGUGCGUUCGUACAAAACAGUCGCUGAGCAACCACAACCCGUCAUGCAAUGCCAAACAGUAGUUCAUCAUCAUGACACGAGCGACGAUGCGACCUAUCGCGUUCUCUAUUCGUACAAACCCAAAAAUGCCGACGAACUCGAACUCCGAGAAGGCGACAUCGUUCACGUGUUGGAGACAUGUGACGACGGUUGGUUUAUCGGAGCCGUUGGCAAUCGUUUUGGAACUUUUCCCGGCAAUUAUGUGGAAAAGUUGUAAAAAUCCGACUAAAACUUAGUGUCUUAAUACAAAAUAUUAACUUAUUACAUUUUAUUAUAUAUUUAAAAUAUUUAAUGAUAUUAACUUGGAUUGAUUACUUUUUACCAAUUAACACGUAAUACCAAAGAUUUUUAACGUCAAGCCAAAAUAUACUUAGCCAAAGAGAGUCAAUAAUAAUUAAAUAUUAAUAUCUUAAUCGAUUUUUGUU